Chelonus insularis is the source of this 981-nucleotide messenger RNA. RefSeq names its product transcription factor TFIIFbeta (gene TfIIFbeta). The record is from RefSeq and is a predicted model, not a curated record. Gene Ontology annotation, biological process: transcription by RNA polymerase II; transcription initiation at RNA polymerase II promoter. Bases 76 to 873 code for a protein of 265 amino acids. Gene Ontology annotation, cellular component: transcription factor TFIIF complex. The transcript has 6 exons. NCBI's taxonomy places the organism in Eukaryota, Metazoa, Arthropoda, Insecta, Hymenoptera, Braconidae.
UACUUCCCCAACGUCAGUGCGGCCUUCUUAUUAUAUUCUCCAUGGUUGCCAGUUAUUGUUGAUCUUUCAUGUAUAAUGGCUUCUACAUCAGUUCAUCCUGAGAAAGAAUUAGAUUUAAGUAAUGCAAAUCGUGGUGUAUGGCUUGUUAAAGUUCCAAAAUAUAUAGCAAAUAAAUGGGAGAAAGCUCCAGGAAAUAUUGAAGUUGGGAAACUCAAAAUUAACAAAAAUCCCGGACACAAAGCAGAAGUAACUUUAAGUUUAUCAGAAUCAGUGCUAGCUUUAAAAGAGCCUGAUGAAGAAGAUAUACCAAAACAUCAUAAACUAGACGUUACCACUGUGAUGCAUCAAAUGCUUGGAGUAUUUUCACACGUAACACUGCCAGACACUGAAAAAAUGUGCAUGGAAGGAAGGAUUGUACAAAAGUUAGAAUGCCGCCCUUACGCUGAUGAUACUUACAUGAAAUUAAAGUUGGAGAGUAUUAAAAAGGCUGCAGUACCAGUGAGGCAAAUUCAACAGCUGGAUAAAGUCGUACAAAAUUUUAAACCUGUUUCAGAUCACAAACAUAAUAUUGAAUAUGCUGAAAAGAAAAAAGCUGAAGGCAAGAAAAUGCGAGAUGAUAAAGAUGCUGUAUUAGAUAUGUUAUUCGCAGCAUUUGAAAAACAUCAAUAUUAUAAUAUUAGGGAUUUAGUGAAAAUUACUAGACAACCAAUUGUGUAUUUAAAAGAAAUUUUAAAUGAUGUAUGCAAUUAUAAUUUAAAAAAUCCGCACAGAAACAUGUGGGAGUUGAAACCAGAGUAUAGGCACUAUAAGGAAGACAAAUCAACAUUACCUGAAAAAGCAUCAGAGUAUUCGGACGAUUCAAGUUCACAUUGAUAUGUUAACAUUUCGAUGAGGGUUGGAACGUCUUUUAAUUUUGGAGUUAAUCCAGCUCGAACGACAUUAUCUGAACAAGCCAUACAUUCAAUACAAUCUGGAAUAAUU